AUCAGUAGAAUGCUUAAUCCAGACAAGUGGCAGGCCACCUUUGAUAAUGAUGGGAAAGUUUUUGGUUUCCACAAAGCACUGAAGUGGAUUACUCUUGGGCCGAAUCACCUAUUUACUUCUCAAUAGUUGUCAUGCUUCAUCUUCCGACAAAGAGUUUGAGUGUGAUUUAUGCAAUGAUGAGAUCAACUAUAUUCAGAUUUGCGGUAGGAGAGGAGCAGGGCAGGGCAACAAUGGUGAAAGAAGUAAAAAGAGCAAAAGAAAAGUUUUAGGAGGUUGCUUUUGUGGUUGUCAGCAAGGAGCCAGAGCUAAGAAUGGUUCGAAAGUGAAUGGCAAACGUGUUUAGGUUUGUGUAGAGGACAUGGACAAAGUAAAGACCAAAAGGUAGGAUCAAGUCUACUGCAUAAUAGGCAUUGACGUGACAUAAUAUGGAUGCUUGCUACUCGUACUGGAAACUAUUGCUGGCGCACUUCCAAAAAUGUAGCGGGGACUUUCAUCGGGUGGCUAACUUGUUCAAGCGGCACUCCAACCGAUAAGAGUUUGUCUUCGUCUCUAGAGCUGAGUUACAUUAAUCGAGGAUGAGAAAGCUUAGUGUUCAUUUUGUUUUGUUGCUUAUUUGAGGAAGAUGGUGACAUCUAUAUUGAAGGUUUGGCCACAUUCGGAAUGGGUUAUCCAUUUUUUGAACUUUUCAAUAUAAUGUAAAAGUAAGAUAUCAAGGUGCUCUCAUCGAUCACACCGUCAUUUACUUCUCGACAAUGCAUUACGUAAUGCAUCUAGAGAUUGGUGCUCUCCUAAGCCUUGAUGCCAUAUCUGAGAGCCAACAUGGGUGUGGAUCCAUCUAUAAGGCCAGAAGUUUGGGAAUUCCUUCUGGGAUGUUACACUUUAAGCAGCACUGCUGAGUAUAGAAGGCAAUUGAGAAGUGCCCGGAGGGAGCGUUACAAUGAUCUUAUCAAGCAAUGUCAGAUGAUGCAUUCAAGCAUAGGUACAGGUACCCUUGCCUAUGCCGUGGGGUCCAAAGUCAUGGAUAUGAGGACGGUGUCCAAAGAUGGCGGAAGAAGUGAAGCUGAGGACAAAAGUAGAAACACUUCAGAUAAUGUGAACCUUCUAGAGAAUUACUGUGAUUGGGAUAAUAAUUGCACAGAUACACCAUAUGCGUGUGAAAGGGAAAGCUCUAGUGAUUCGGGUGACCUCAUCAGUGUUCGAGGAAGCACAGAUAGUGCAGCGUACGGCUCAUCCGGUUUUAUACCUACUUCUGGUCCAUACAACUGUCAUUCCCCAGAACUCGGGAGUGAAGGAAAUGGAUCACAAUAUACAGAGAGUUAUUUUGAUUUUCCUCCAUUACCUGUUACAAAUUUGUUCGAGAAUAGUGGCAAUGGCAAUGAUAGGAAAGGACACGAGUUGCAUGAUAAUAGACUUUCUACACGGCGGAAAUUGCGAUACGAAGAUGAUCAUAUGCAUAGUUUUCAGAUUGACGGCAAUGUAGAUCUAGUUGUGGAACCCGAUGGUUCGCCUUCUAACACUGUCUCAUUUCCUUUUAACUGUGAAGUUGAGAUGGACCGCCCUGAUGUCCAGGAACCUCUAUCUCAGUCCAAUAAUCUGGAGUACAAAACAGAGAUAGUAAACAGACUAAGAAUAUCGGACGUGCAAGAAACACCGUUUAUGGAUGCAGGGGAGCCUGUUAGCGAAGACAGGGUAUCAGAAUGGCUUUGGACACUGCACCGAAUUGUUGUUGAUGUGGUUAGAACUGAUGGUCAUCUCGAGUUCUAUGAGGAUACAAAAAAUUUAGCUCGAAUGUCAGAUAUACUCGCUGUUUAUGCCUGGGUUGAUCCUUCCACAGGGUACUGCCAAGGAAUGAGUGAUUUGCUCUCGCCCUUCAUCAUUCUUUUUGAGGACAAUGCUGAUGCUUUUUGGUGCUUUGAGACACUUUUAAGGAGAAUGGUAUAUCUUAAUUUGGGAGACUUCUUUUGCUUAAGAUAUAUCUUAACCAGUGCGGAUCUUUUUGCAAAUCGGUUUAAACAAUAUGAUACUCUUUUGCUUAUGUAUAUUUUCACGCCUCCCCAGCGGGAAAACUUUCAGAUGGAAGGACCAACUGGUGUGAUGAAGCAGUUGCAAUCACUCUGGCGUAUUUUGGAGCUUACAGACAAAGAAAUGUUUGCUCACCUUUCACAUGUAGGUGCUGAAAGCCUUCAUUUUGCCUUCAGGAUGCUGUUGGUACUCUUCCGCCGGGAGUUAUCUUUCAAUGAGGCUCUUUGUAUGUGGGAGAUGAUGUGGGCUGCUGAUUUUGAUGAAUCCGUUGCUUGCAACUUAGAGGAGAACUGCCUGGAGCCGUUGGUAAUACAGAUUCCAAGGGUAUCAAGUACAGAAUUGGGAGAAGAAACCCCUGGAAAUGGAGAUGGAAAACGUAGUAGAAAAGGUGGUUCAAAAUCAAGUCAUGAAAAUGGAGAACGCUGCAUCUCUGUCAACAGCGGAGUCAAACCAGCAUCAAUGCAUCCCUUCUGUGGAUUGACAAGAACUUUCUGGUCAAAAAAUGAUCAUUUGCAUAUGUGUACCAUAGUCUCAUCGACUAGGAAUGGUGACGAUGAAUUGCCUGUCUUUUGUGUGGCUGCAAUUCUGAUCCUGAACCGCCAGAAAAUCAUCAGAGAGACCAAUUCAAUUGAUGACCUGAUAAAGAUAUUCAACGAUAGGAUGCUCAAGAUUAGGGUAAAGAGAUGUGUGCGUACAGCCAUCAAACUCCGGAAAAAGUAUUUCUUCAAGCUGAUCAAGAGAAGCAGCCCUACAGCUCGGCACAAUGACUAGUAGCUCGGUUUUCUUUGUGGGUAGCAAUAAUUCAAGUUCGAAGUUGGAGUGGCGUGAUAAGAUUUUUUUAUUUAAACUAUUUUAUGGACGAAGAGAUUUGGCAAAGGGCGUAUGCUGUUUGAUGAUUCAUUCAAUUAUUUGUGCCUACAAAACCUUUCUACCUGCAACACAAGAUAUUUGGGAGCUUUGUCAAGACCAAUGUGAAUGAACAUUAUCAAUAACACUUUUGUCACCUGAUGCCUGUGAUAGGACUGGAGAAUGGAUAGAGCUUGCGUGAUGUCUCUCGUGCAGGAUCGUUUGUAGUUAUUUUGCAGGUGGGUUGUAUUUGAUUUCAUCGUUGUUAUAUCGAUACAAUUGGAAAGCCGUGUAUCACCAAUUCAAUUGGUUUUGUACGAGUAUUUUCCCAGAAACAUUCAAACUGUCAAAGUCAAUGAAAAAUUAUUUGCUUUUUUU
Molecule: messenger RNA, 3246 nt
Organism: Rhododendron vialii
Lineage: Eukaryota; Viridiplantae; Streptophyta; Magnoliopsida; Ericales; Ericaceae
Exons: 10
Coding region: 799-2793 (664 amino acids)
Biological process (GO): activation of GTPase activity
Molecular function (GO): GTPase activator activity
Source: RefSeq, a predicted model, not a curated record